UGGCGCCGGCGGCCGGGACCGCGAAGAUGUCGGCCUCGUUAGUCCGGGCCACUGUCCGGGCUGUGAGCAAGAGGAAGCUGCAGCCCACCCGAGCCGCCCUCACGCUGACACCUUCAGCAGUAAACAAGAUAAAACAACUUCUUAAAGAUAAACCUGAGCAUGUAGGUGUGAAGGUUGGUGUCCGGACCAGGGGCUGUAAUGGCCUUUCUUAUACUUUAGAAUAUACGAAGACAAAGGGAGAUUCUGAUGAAGAAGUUGUUCAAGAUGGAGUCAGAGUGUUCAUCGAAAAGAAAGCACAGCUAACACUUUUAGGAACAGAAAUGGACUAUGUUGAAGACAAAUUAUCCAGCGAGUUUGUGUUCAAUAACCCAAACAUCAAAGGAACUUGUGGCUGUGGAGAAAGCUUUAAUAUUUGAAACCUCAGGACUCCUUUAGCCGGAAGCUCCAGGAAAGCUUGGUGAAGCCUUGGGACUCACUGAAGAAAUCAUGUGACUGUCACGUGCUUAAGGUUUAUAAUGUGUGUCUGCCUUGUGAGGAAAGUAAAGUGAUGCAUUUUGAAAAUGAAGCCAGGAUGUUAGGUUCCAGAAGAAGUGAUAUUUAUUUUCUCUGUAGGAGAUAAAAAAAAAUGAGAAGCCAUUGCUCUCUUUGUAUCAUUACCUGUUCUGUAAAGAAAAAAAUGCCACCCUGCAUUUAGCUCUCUUGCACCCAUUUCGUUAGAACCUGCUGUUCAUUAAAGUUGCAUUCCUGGAAUGUGUUCAGGAAAUGGUUGAACAGGUGUGCUCUUGUGAUAUCUCUGUUGAAUUGCUUGAAUUGUGUCUCAGCAUUUUUCCCAACCAGACUGGUGGCUCCUAAAAGUCAGAGGCACGAAGUCCUGCUGUGGGUUGUGACAGGAACAUGUUUUGCCACCAAAUUUGGUAUAACUUUUUUACAUUUUUAUCAACAAUUUCAUUGUGAGAUGCCUCGUUUGUGAGAUAACCUUUCACAGUAGGAGAAAAGAUUUCCUUGAACUAUAGUACACAUAUCUGAACAAUGGUAUCAAAAGGUAAGAAAUACUUUAUCCACUUAUUUGUAAUCCAUUUCUUUUGUCCACCCUAAAUGCUCAAAGAUGGAGCACAAGCUGACCUAGAUUAUUUUAGUUGAAAGGUCUCUUAAAAGUCAUCUAGUCAAGGAGCCAGCAGGUGACAUGGUGGUUAAGGCGCUUAACCGCAUGACCACCCACAGUUCGAGUCUUGGAUCUGGCAACUUGAAAAUCACACCAGGUGAGUGUGCGUACCUGUCCCAAAUCCCAGGAGGAUUGUGGCAUGGACACCCCUCCUGGGGAGUGAUUUCUCAACUCUCCAUCAAGCGUACAUGCCCUGUGUCAAAAACCAAAAAUAACCUCACCUAGUCACCCCCUUCAUUUCUGUCUAUAAGGAAGCAAAACCCCAGGGAAGCCCAAGGGCUUUUGUCCUCACUCAUUUUGCAAGCUGGGUGAGAGCUGAACUCUGCCCCACCUCCCCUUUCUUGUAGGUGACUGAGCUCUAAGCUCUGAGGUAAUCUUAAUAGUGAUCUGGCGUUUUUUAUCUAGUCAACAGUUUGAUAAAAUUUCUUUGUAAUUUGAUGGUGAUCGUAAUAGUUUUAGUUUGAAUAGGAAGAAUUUUAUUUUAAAACCCUUUUAUGUGAAUUACCACCUUGUUUCUUUAGAACUUUAAAACAGUGGUUUGUACUAGCAGAAAAGAACUUGUAACAACCCAGAAUUAUUAUUUUAGAAUUUGGUUGUAAUUGCAAAGCAGAACAUGGGGUCUUUUUUUUUCUUCUUCUUCUUCUUCUUAAUUCUUAAUACAUGUGUACUUUCUGCUUCCAAAGUCCAAUUCCUAUGUAAACCACUGGGGCCAGGAUUCAGAGCAUGGUUGACCUUGUGGAAUCCUGCUUCCUUAACCACUGAGCUAUAGAGCCAGCCCUCUACAACUUUUGAACACUAUUUUAACCUAACAUUUGUUCUAUCAACUUUUAAAGUAUUCCUUUUAUCACUUAGUUUAUUGAUUUUUCCUGGGUUUGACAUAUUAAGUAUUCUGAGGUUACAUUAUGCUUUUUUUGAAAGCUAAUUCUCAUGAAUUAAAAUAGCUAAGUUCCUUUAUGUUGCCCUAUUUACUAAAAUACUGGCACAAAAUGCACCAAAUCUAGAGCAGUAGGUUUAUAUAAAUGAGUUUGUAUCUUUAAUAUAAUUGUUGAUCCACUUAAAAUUUGUGCAAUACUGUGUGUAUGUUAGAGAUCAAGUUCUUAAUAAAAAAAAAUGUGGCCUCUU
This is a messenger RNA of Tupaia belangeri chinensis (Chinese tree shrew), 2284 nucleotides long. It is a transcript of the gene ISCA1, whose product is annotated as iron-sulfur cluster assembly 1. Bases 27 to 416 code for a protein of 129 amino acids. Gene Ontology annotation, molecular function: 2 iron, 2 sulfur cluster binding. Gene Ontology annotation, biological process: iron-sulfur cluster assembly. The record is from RefSeq and is a predicted model, not a curated record. Gene Ontology annotation, cellular component: cytoplasm; mitochondrion. Lineage: Eukaryota; Metazoa; Chordata; Mammalia; Scandentia; Tupaiidae. The transcript has 4 exons.